This is a messenger RNA of Cylas formicarius (sweet potato weevil), 6169 nucleotides long. It is a transcript of the gene CngA, whose product is annotated as cyclic nucleotide-gated cation channel subunit A. Gene Ontology annotation, biological process: monoatomic cation transmembrane transport. The transcript has 9 exons. Gene Ontology annotation, cellular component: intracellular cyclic nucleotide activated cation channel complex; plasma membrane. Gene Ontology annotation, molecular function: cGMP binding; protein-containing complex binding; intracellularly cGMP-activated cation channel activity. The record is from RefSeq and is a predicted model, not a curated record. Bases 922 to 3063 code for a protein of 713 amino acids. Lineage: Eukaryota; Metazoa; Arthropoda; Insecta; Coleoptera; Brentidae.
UUUUCCUUUGGCACAGCUGGAAAUGCAUUGUGUCCGUGUGAAUAACGUCGGCUGGUGGUUGUGGUGUUGAACGAUUCGUUAUUAGAAUCUAAUAUUUAUGGGGGAAGCUUGCGGUGCCUACAUCUAAAGUGAACGUAAAAAAAACUUGGUUAAGCCCAUAGCAGCAGUAUUUAAAAAAAACAUGGAUUCCGCUGUCUUGGGUCUUCUGGCAUCAACCAUAAAUUGUGCAGUCGCCUCCUGUUGAGUGACUUUGCAUUCGUGUUUGUUACUGAUGAAUGUCAAUAAAUCACAAAAAAAAACAAUAUAACAUUUUAAAAUUCUUUCAGUGUUGGAAACAAGUAUUUGCAUUGGCUAAUCAAAAAUAGCCAACGAUUUCCUUCGAAUAUAUAGUAAAUUUAUUCAAAAACACAGCGCAUUAUGGACACCACAUGGCCUUUUGAUCGGGUUCCGAAAAGAUCUCAGAUUUGAUAUUUGUGAUGUAUAAAUGGACUUUCCAUGCAAAUGCAAUCUUUGUUUAUUGAUGUCAUAAGACACUAAUGGAUGUGAUACUUAAUCAAAUUAAUCAAAAGCAGGAUCCAGUAGCCGGUCGAAAUGAAAACAAAAUUAGAUUUUUUCUCAUCUUUGAUCUGUGAGGAUAAUUAUUUUCUUCCUGCCGUUUACAGCCUAGUAAAUUUAAGUUUUAAAAGUUUACCUCAGCGAAUUGCCUCAUCUAAACCAUUAGAAUCUCGCAUGUCAGGUCUGCUUAUUAUUAAAAGUUUGAUGUUGCUGGAAUUUACUAGAAACUGAUUAUUUAAGUAGAUAACCAAAAUGACAUUUGGGCGUGCACUUAAAGAUGGCCGACCUGCACUAUGUGCAACUGUGAAUUUUAUUAUGUAAACACGACCUAAAUUGCUUUUGAAACAGCAUAAUCCACCUAGUGCAAUGGUAGUCGCAACUUCUAGUUCCGCAGGACUCUUCAAAGUAGAGAUAGGAGAUACUUUUUAUUCGUCUUUGCGAGUUACCCAGAUAAGAAAUAAUUCGUUGCCUUUUCUCUUUUUUCGUUUUUUCACCUUAAUGGCAGGAAAAAUGGAAGCCUCUUGGAAAGGGACCACGAGGUGUUCGACGGAAAACGUAAGCGAAUUUAUUCGGAUUUUAGACGAUAGCGAGGAUUAUUGUGACAUUUAUUUCGUACAAAGCCAGGAAGACAACUCCCAACAGAGAAGGCUACUGUCAACAGUCAGGGGUAGGUUGAGGCAGGUAGCGGCCUCGCUCCAGGCGGCGGUUAGAUUCAGGCGGUUCUCCAAAAAGCGAGCAGCGCCACCCGAAUGGUUCGUCGACAAGAGCCACCAGGACGAAGGAGCCGAUGAAGAGGAGAGUCAUCAAAGGUCGUGCUGGGGCUACCAGGUGGUUUUCGAUCCCUCCAAACGGGCUCACUACACCUGGUUAAUGGUGGUCUCUCUGGCGGUCCUCUACAAUCUGAUAUUUGUCCUCGGAAGAGCCGUGUUCUGGGAACUCAACAACGCGGUGCCAUCCCUCUGGUGGUCACUGGAUUACGUCUGUGAUGUCAUUUAUAUAUUAGAUACUCUUGUACAUGCACACGAAGGUUAUUUGGAACAAGGACUCCUUGUCAAAGACCCCAAAAAGCUACGCGCCCACUACUUUCAGUCGAAGUCGUGGAAAACUGACAUUCUGGCCGUGCUGCCGACAGACGUUUCGUACUUGUGGUGGCCCCCGUACGAAUGCCAGAUCAAAGUGCCGUGUUCGGUUAUAGUGAGACUGAAUCGUCUGUUCAAACUUCCCCGUUUGUUGGAGUGGUUCGAGAGGACAGAAACGGACACAAAUUAUCCGAACGUGUUUCGAAUAUGCAAAGUGGUGCUCGCCAUUUUGGUACUGAUACACUGGAACGCUUGUCUGUAUUUCGCGAUCAGCUACGCGAUAGGCUUCGGUACUGACAAUUGGGUGUACAAUCUCGACGGGCCUAAGAAUUCGACAUUGGCACGGCAAUACAUCUACAGUUUUUAUUGGUCCACGCUGACCUUGACGACCAUAGGCGAAACGCCGGUACCUGAGAACGACGCGGAGUAUUUGUUCGUCGUCGCUGACUUUUUGGCUGGAGUUUUGAUCUUUGCCACCAUCGUAGGUAACAUUGGUUCCAUGAUUUCGAACAUGAACGUGGCACGAGUGGACUUCCAGAACCGAAUGGACGGCGUGAAACAGUACAUGGCGUUUAGAAAAGUGGGCAGGGAGCUGGAAGCCCGCGUCAUAAGGUGGUUCGCGUACACGUGGGCCGAGAGUGGAGCUCUCGACGAGGAGAGAGUCUUGUCGGCUCUUCCCGACAAGCUCAAAGCCGAAAUAGCGAUCCGGGUGCACUUGGACACCUUGAGGAAAGUGCGGAUAUUUCAGGACUGCGAGCCCGGACUCUUGGAAGCUUUGGUGCUGAAAUUGAGGUUGCAGGUGUUUUCCCCCGGGGACUAUAUUUGUCGAAAAGGAGACGUAGGGAAAGAGAUGUAUAUAGUGAAAAGGGGACGUCUUCAAGUCGUAGCCGACGAUGGUACCACCGUGCUGGCGACAUUGGGCGCUGGGUCCGUUUUUGGCGAGGUCAGCGUCUUGGAUAUCGCGGGCAACAGGACGGGAAACAGACGGACUGCCAAUGUUCGCUCGCUGGGUUAUUCGGACCUGUUUUGUUUGGCUAAAGACGAUCUACUGGUCGCGCUAGCCGACUAUCCAGAGGCCAGAGCGACGUUAAUUGAACGCGGAUGCCAACUACUGCGUAAGGACGGCCUGCUCGACGAGGACGUCUUCAAGAGGGCGAAGGAGACGCAAAAUUCCAUGGCCGACAGUAUUAAGAAGUUGGAGAACACGGUGGAGAUUUUGCAAAACAGGCUCGCGAGGCUCUUGGCCGAGUACACCGCCGGUCAGGCUAAGCUGAAGCAACGGCUGAGUAGAAUGGAGAAUAGGAGCGAAAAAGACGGCGAAAACAUAUCGGAGAAUCUGGCGGUGCCGACGACACCGAGAAGGCGACUGAAGUCUUUGGAAACGAGAAGAGAAACCGUCGGGUCCAGUGCCAGACACAGAACAAUAUGAAACUACGACCAAUAUAUUACAUUUUCGAUUUUAUUUUCGAAAACGAUCCCUUGUUACGGUGGCAAACCCAGAAGGAGAGGCUUCGCGAAUUUAAGUCUUUUAGUAACCAAGAACCACUGACUAAACAAAUAAUUAACAACUCUACGUUCGCUUGUAUUUACCCUCUUUUAAUAAAAAAAAAGCAAAGUCGGAGAGUCAAUAAAAGUCCCAAAAGUAGUCCAUCUCUCAAAGUGGAAUUGCAAAAUCAAAAACCCUCUUACUGGAACGCCCGAUACAAUGUUUAACACGCACAAUCAAUCAUUUCGAAACAAAGCAACUAUAGAGCUUAUUCUAUUAGACUCUGAUUAAACUCCAGCUUCGACAGCGUCACUUUGAUAUCGUCCCUUUCUCGUCUGUCGAAUGUUAUUUCCCUUCCAUGGGGUCCUGGCGCGGUAAUCUCUUCUUGAAACACUGUUGCACUUGUUUCCCAUUAGAUUGAUGUGUUCUUGUGAAAAUUUUAGAGCUUUGAUGAGAAAAGAACCUAGGCUAUGAAGAAGUUUACAAUAGAUCCUCUGGUGACUGGCAGUACAAUAUUCUCCCGCCUUGAAUCUGAUAUUGUCUUGUUUGCUCACGAAAAUCGUGCUCUUUAACAAUUUAAAAUUCAACUCAACUUCGAGAAGAGGAAUGAUCCAAUUGGUAAAAAUGACAAAGGGGUAAAAGUAUUCAGUAACCUUUAUUUUCCUUUAUGCUGGCAAUUCAGGAGGAAGUCAAGGUUGUUUUUUUCUUUUAAUAAAAACUUUAAUUUAAAAAAAAAUCCUAUAACAUCACGGUCACAAUGGGCAUGAAAACUGUAAUCUUUUACGUGAAGCGACCUGUAUGUUUGUGUUAAUGCUGAAAGAUAACAAAAUUUGCUCAAGGAUGAUGAUUUGUCUUUUCGUUUUCGAAGCAAUCAACAAAUGAAAUUUUAAUGAAUUUGUUUAUCGGAAUUAUAUGAAGAACGUGCAAAAAAAUCAAAUCCCAUUGGCAAGAACUGAAAAAAUUCAAACUUCAAUAAUAUUCGGAUUAAUUACGGUCACACAAUAAAAUUAAAAAGAACCUAUGAACCGUUAAUAUUUUAUUUAGUUUUGGUCAGUUUUGGUUAGGUUUGGGUGGUUUACGCAAUGUUUUGCCUUACUUAUUAAAUUAGAGGUUUAGUGGUGUCAUAUUUUGGAAAAAAAAAGAAAAAUAAUUAAUAUUUCAAUAGCCAGUCUAUAUAAGUAUUAAAACUAAUCAAGAAGUAGGCAGUGAAUCUAGAAAUAUAAUAAUAUGGGGUGUGCAUUCUAAGAUUACAAUUGGCAAUGUUGCAUCGUUCAGAACCUAAGUAUCGGAUUUUUAAAAAAUCAAAACAUUAAGAUUUGCACUCUCUUUGAGAAUGGACUGUCUCUUUCGGCAUCAUUAACCUAUACCUAUAUGAACCUCUGGGUGCACUACUGAAACUGCCAACGAGUAGGAACGAUGGAUUUUACAUUUUAAUCAUAGCUCUAGGUUAACAAAGUUACUAGAGGAGCGAACGGUUAAUGUUAAGCAGUUAUUGAGUGAAAUUUCCUUCGUACGAGUAAAAAUUUUAUGAAAAUUUGACUGCACUAACGAAAAAGGUAUUGCUGAUACAGGUCUAAUUUAACAUGACCGAGGGUAUGCUAAAACUAGGUGAAAUUAAAGUUGUAUAACAGGAAAACCGAAACUCAAAGCGAACUUGGUGAACGAUCUCUAAUUCAAAAUGGGACGUUUAUAUAGGUGUCAUCAUACAAAUAGGAAAGUGCAUUCAAGUUUUCAAUGAAAUCCACGUCAAUUUUCAAAGUCAAAAUUACAUUUCGCAGUCAAAAUAUAUUAUUAACAUCAUCAACCAUCAAUCUAUUACCAAGGUUGGAUAUUUUUGUAUAGUGGCACUAAACAUAGGUAAUUAGAUGACCAAGCAACUUUGUGUCUAAAGCUCGAGUUAUAGCAACUCUUCACAAAAUUGCCGAUAAUUUUAUUUCGGAUAUCCGUAUAGAUAGUGUUUCAAUCAGCUGAUGCAAAAUUUCCGACCUGGUUCUAAUUUAACUGGUCUUAAACUGACAUUCAGGUGAUCAAGAUGUAGAAAAAUCAAUAGAAGGAAGAUAUAUGCUAUAUUAUUUUUUUAUCAUUUUCAUCAUUCCGGUCGUACUAUUACAUUUUAACAAUGAGACCAAAAGUGUAAAAACUAAGUAUAGUAGGACAACCUAUAUAUCGAACUUAUUAUUAUUCAUGAGGACAGGAACGGACUCGUUACCGAUCUACCAGUAUUUACCUGUACUUAAAUAGAUAUUAAAAAAAGCGAAAAAUUUGAUUUAUCAGCGUUUUUGAAAUCACGUGAAGACGUUCUGUAGAUGAUUUUAAUGUAUCAACCAAUUGCUUUUUGGUAUAGUUUUCCUCUGUGUCUUUUUCCAUCAUAUAAUUCUCAAUAAUCAUUUUUGUGUCAGUAGUCAUUGGUAUCAAGAUUUCUCGUGGUACAUUUGGUAACAAUUUGUAUUGUACAGUCUUCAAAUAGUUCUGAUGUUGUGACCAAAGCGUUUAGCAUAAAUAAUGUUUUCCUAGCAGUGUGAGUUAUUGCUAUGGUACUUUAUUUAUCAGAACUUUAGAUGUACGUUGACCGGAUGAGCCUAACCAACCUUAAUUUGGAACAUCGUGGGUGUCAUACCCUGUUUCCUUCCUCUCUUGCCUAUAUCCUUGAAUUGAAAUUAUAUCAACUCAUAAUCCCUUGCCACUAAACAAUUUUCUUCAUUUUAAACCCGCUUAUCAAAAGAAAAUUUCGGAGAGUCUCACGACCACUGCUGAUUCCUGUAUCAUUAUGUCGGCAUCACUUGCGUCAAGUUUUAUGGAAGUAAAUGAGACUUUUCUUUUUCUUCUCUCUGAUAAGGGUUUAUGUACCCACACUGUGCCCACUUGCCUCUUGUCAAAGCAGCCGCGUUUUUCAUUGCUCCGAAUUAUGAAAAUCCACGUUCAGAACAGUGUAGACGUCAAAUAUUAUCAAUUAUUUCCUGACGGGAUUGACAUGGCCCGUAACUCCACUUGAAGAGACCAAACUUCUUUAUAAGUAGCAGGUAUAUAUAUAUAUAUAUAUAUAUAUAUA